GGGCUGCUCAGCUGGGCCACCCAACCCAAUUCGCAUUUGGGCCAAAAAAAAGUAUAAAAUUAUGGGCCGAAUAUAUAUGAGUUGAAAAAGGGAAAUUUACACCCAUUACUGUUUUUUCUCAAUUUCUUUCUUUUAUACUGUUACACGCUGGAAUUAAUAUUUAUACUGUUUUUUUUUUUUUUUUGGCAGUUUACUGCCUUGCAAACUUUAUUAUGUAAUGGGCUGAUACUUGCCACUUGUCACGAUAGGGUUUUGCCACAUUUUUUUUUAAAAAAAAAAAAUUCUUUUUAAUUGUUUGAUUUGACAGUUUUCUAUUCUUAUCAAAAGGUAUUGUACUUUUGCAUUUUUCUUUUAUUUUUUUUAUUAUUUUCGAAUAUAAAAUUUGUAAUUGUAAAUCUCUCUUCCCUCAACUGUUCAUCUUCUUCCCCAUUUUCAGUUUUCUUAUACGGUUGUAGUAGUGGGUGGUUUUAGCAUUUUAAAAAAUUUCAAAUCCCAUCCCACUUUCUUAAACUUCCCUCUCAUUUUCCCUCCCAUUUUUAUUAUUUUUGUCUAUAAAUACCUUCAUAGUUCCUGAUAAUGGUCGUUACUCGUUCAUCACCAUCUCCGGCUUAAGUUACAAAACCCACAAAACAAUCGCAGAAAACCAGACCCAAAUCAAAAAUGGGUAAAAAAAAUCUGAAAGAGAACCCUCCUAGCCCCACUUCCCCUUCUGUUAAAAGAAAAACUCUUGCUGGACCUUCGAAGAACACUCGAGGAAAAAGACCUCGAACUGUUGUUGAAAAUUCAGACUCAGAUUUUGAGUUGGAUUCUGAAUUUCUUAAGUCGCCUGUAUCUGUUAAGGGCAAGGGUAAAUCCCCUGUAAAGGUGUUGCCAUCAUCAGGUGUUUCUGAGGAAAUUCCUGUUAAUAGGAUUGUUGAGGAUUGGGAAUGCAAGUACACCCGAUCUCAAUUCUAUCAUUCUAGAGUAGUAACAUCUGGGUAUUACUCUGUACUUGGAGACAUUAAGAGAAUUCUAACUGAAAGCCAAUUGGAAAUUUUUUCAAAAUCUGUGUUUGGUUAUUUUCUUCGGAUUCCGGAGUACAUAAUUCAUUACCAAUUGCUUCAUUGUUUGCUGUUGAGGGAGGUUCAGCAGCCUAAUGGGUUGGAGUUUUGGGUUUGUGUCCAAGGGAAAUACCUUAGGUUUAGUAUCGAAGAGUUUGCGUUGGUCACGGGGUUAGAUUGUCAUGUUGAUUCUGAUUUUUAUCAGUUUAAGCAAGAUGAUAAUGAAUUGGUCAAAUAUUGUUUUAAGGGGUACAAAAAAAUUACCAAGGGUGCUAUUCAGACUGCUUUUAUUGCUGACAAUCUUAAGGAUAACGACGAUCUUGCAGUCAAGUUGGCUGUAUUGUAUUUUGUGCAGUGUUAUUUGUUAGGUGGUCCCCCGGGUAAAGUUGUUUCGUCUGAGGAAAUAGAUGUUGUCGAUAAUGGUCGAUAUAAUGAAUUUGGUUGGGGCAAGCAUUGUUUUGAUAUUACUAUGCAUUCUUUGAAGGGUAAGAUAGAUUCUGGUUAUAAGAGGGUAGUUCGUAGUGACGAGGAUGGUGGGUAUUACAGGUUAUUGGGUUUUCCUUUGGCUAUUCAAUUCUGGUUUUUCGAGUGUUGCCCGUAUGUUAUUGGAAAACUGUCGUUGUACUCAAAUGUUGGCAUUCCAAGGAUUUUGAAAUGGCCUAAAUUACCCAAGGACAAGGAGGGUAUGGUGAAAAUGGAUGUCAUGAACACCCUCAUUUUCGAUCGGUCUUUGAAAGAGUUAAAAUUAAGAAACAUCACUCCAACUUCCGUUGAGAGAUUGAGUUUGAGCCUCACUGAUUUUUUCUCUGGUGAGACUACUCCCGAGGCUGUAAAAUUCAAAAUUAAAGGUGGUUCCAAGCCUGCUGGUCAACCUGGCUUGAUGGGUGCUUCUUCAUCAUCUGCUCAUGAGAAUGUCUCCCGAGUUGAGUUUGAGGAAUUUAAAAAGUGUUUAUCUGUUGUUGUCAGCCAGCAAGGGAUACUUAUGAACUCUGUUGCUGAGAUGAACAAGAAGCUGGACAUUCUUAUUAAGGUGUUUUUUUAAUUGUCAUUACUUUUUCUGUUAUUUUUUAGUAGUGUUUUUAUGUUGUUUUAUACAGUAAAUUAAUUUUUUAAGUUUUUUUUGUUCUCAGUCAUCCCAAGGUGGUCUUACUCACAAUGGAUCUCAGUCUGAAGAUGCUCUUCGUACUUCAGAAAAUGAGGAUGAUGAAGAUUCCACUUCGGAGGAAGACGAGGAUGAUAAAUUCGACGAUGACAAAGGAGAUGAUCAUCAUGACGAUGAAACUGAUGAUGAUGAUGAUCCGGGUGGAGAUGGUGUUGGUCGGUCAGGAUGAGGCUCACACGGGCGAUGUUCGUAACGAUGAGGGUGUUGUUGUCCCCGAGGUUGUUUCGAGGGAUGAUGAUACCGGCAAGGUGGAUGAUGCCAAGAAUUCUGACCCUGUGGAACCUCUUGCAGAGAUCAAACAGGUGUAUUUCUUGUUUGGACAUCAUUUUUUUUGUGCUUUUUGUGUGGAUUUCUGUGUUUUGUGUUUGUUUUAAUAGUUUUUUACUGUUUUUUUUGUUGUCAGCCUGAACAGUCUCAAGGUGGGGAGGAGAACAUUGAUGUUGAUGUAACAAUUGCAUCUGCUGUUAAAGCUGUGGAGAAUUUGGUUUGUGUUUCUGUUUUUGUUCCUUUGUAAUUUGUGUUUAUAUGGUAUUCUAUUGUUGUUUUUAUAGUGUUUUGAUUGUACUAUUUGAAAUUUAAAAAAAGUCUUCUUUUUUUCCUUUUUCUUUUUUAGAUUGGUUCCUCAACUCAUGCCCCUGCUUCUGUUGAAACUUCUGAGAAGACUGAUCUUGAAAUGGUUGUUUUUCAAGAGACUCCUAUUUUACGUCCUCAAAAGAGGGAUCGGAAGAAAGGAGCUGUUUUGAAAUCCCCAUUCAUUGAGAUUGCUUCUGGUGCAUCUAAAUCAGGUUCAUCCUCAGUUUCUCCUGAUGAUUCUGUGUAUAAGGUCGUUAAAUAUGUGCGUGGUUUGUGCCCGUUGGACAACAAGAUUGGUGAACCUGUCGAUCCGCAAUUGGAAGCUGAGUUUGUCAAGUGGGUUGAUACAGGUCUUAGAAAGCAUAAAUUAAGUAUUUUUGUAGGUGUUUUCAGUUAUAUAUCUCUUAUCGUUUUCCAUUUAUUUUUUAUUUUUUUAUUUGUGUUUUGAUAUUUUUUUAUUUGUUUUUUUUUAGCACAACAACUAAUGUGUAUUGUAAGGGUAAGGACACAAUAUUUCCGCCUUUUCGUUUUGGUGUUGAGGACAUUAGCAACAAGAUGUGGUUUCACAACCUUGCCUACCCUAAUUGUUUCCUUACCAAUUCUCACAUUGACAUUAUUUUCUAUUAUCUUCGUAAGAAAAUAAUGUACUCAGCCGAGCCGAAAAUCAAAGUCACCACAACUGAUUGCCUCUUUUGUUCUAGCAUAACAAGUUUGUAUGAGAAGUUUGUUGAGAAAAACAACGAUAUAUCGGUGUUGUCUCUUUCUCACAAUGUGGCCCAGUACAUUCAAGGUGGUAAGAUAUUAUGUGCCACUCCUUGGCAUUUGGUUGAUCAUGUUGUUAUGCCUAUCAAUGUAAAAUUACAGGAUCAUUGGAUUUGUGGUCGUCUAAACAUAGCUGAGCGGCGCAUAUAUCUGUACAAUUCAUUGCGUUCUGGGAGGUAUAUGACAGCUGCCAAAGAGGCUUGCAAGCCUUUCUCUGUUAUUUUACCAUAUUAAUUCUCUAUGUUAGACUUCAAAGGCCUUCGCAACGAAGCUAAGUUUAGCACUAUGGAACCGUUCCCUAUUGUUGUUGUUGAUGGUUUACCCGAGCAGGUCACAGCGUAAGUUUUAUGUUUAGUGUUCAAUGUUUUUCACUGCUUGUUUGUAUUUUUAUUUUUUGUUAUGUGAAUUUGAUUUUUAUUAGUGUUCUCAUAGUGUCUGUUUUUGUGUUUUCUUGUUGUUUUUUUUUUCCAGUGAUUGUGGUGUUUUUGUAGCAUCAUUUGCUGAGUAUUUCAUUGAUGGCAAACCCAUCCCAUCCUCUGAUUUUGAUGUAGAAAUUCACCGCGAUCGUUUGGCUGUGUUAUUUUAUCAAUAUGGCAUGAAGAAGCAAACUGAGAACAUUGAAAGUGAAUCCGAGGCCCCUCCCAGCCUUCCCAAGAAGUGAUUUGUUUUUUCAAUCAGACUGUCAUUGUUCUUAUAGUUUUUUAAUGUUGUUUUUAUGUUUUUUUAUGUUGUUUUUCAUAAACAAACAUUGGUGUUCUGUUCUGUUUCCUUACGUUUUGUGUGGACAAUAUGUAAUCUUUAUUUUUGUAUAUUUUUUCUUAUUCUUCUUAUGUACAAACAAGUUGGUAUGUUAAAGUUGUUAGUUUUUUCAUUUCACAUCCCUUCUUUUUUUGUUUUUUUUUUCUUAUAGUUUCUCUGUUUUUUUGAAUACAAAUAUUCAUUUCAGUAUUAAAAACACAAACUGUUUCAAUAACAAACUUCAUAUAUAUAUUCAAUUUAGUAUCCAACAUCUUUUAAUAUCCAAUCUAAAGUAUCAACAAUUCCCAAUGUAAUCAAUGUUUUUCAAAUAAAAACUGUAUUCCCUUUGUAUUUCAGAAAUUUAAAUUCCUCAAUAUCUCAUUCUCAAAACGUAUGUGUAGUUUUCUUUUGUUUUUCCACUGUUGUUCUGUUGUUGUUUUUAUUCCCUUCUACGUCUUCUGCUGCAUGUUCUUUUGUUAUGCCCCAGUUCACCACAUUUGCUGCACUUGUUGUGUUGAUCCUUUUCCCAUCCAGCCUUCCUUCUUAAUGUUUUUGGUCUUCCUGAUUUUACUCUUUCAUGUGGAGGCAAGACUAUAAUAUUCUUCACUUCUUCCGGUACCUCCCACUCACUUUGGUGUCCUAUUGGGUAAACUGUCCCUGAAUAAGUUGCCAGCCAAUUUUUUUUUGUGUAGUAAUCUGAACAGUAGGUGUACGGGUCCAUGUUCAUCUCCCUCAUCACGGCCACAGCGUGCCCGCAUGGCAUUUCAUCUAUUUGGAACCUGUUGCACGUGCAUGUUCUUUUUUCUAGGUCUACUUCCCACGAUUCUUUCAU
Molecule: messenger RNA, 5107 nt
Organism: Cannabis sativa
Lineage: Eukaryota; Viridiplantae; Streptophyta; Magnoliopsida; Rosales; Cannabaceae
Exons: 5
Coding region: 661-2082 (473 amino acids)
Source: RefSeq, a predicted model, not a curated record